AUGCAACUCAAGUCCAUAAGGGAGAUUGCCUUUACAACAACGUUGCCAGCUGCGAAUGAGACUGAGUAUGGCGUAUACCUUGUGAAGACGCAUAGGAGAUGGGUGUUGCAUAUUGCUCGUCCCGAGCUAAUCGAGGAAUUCAUGUCUAAAAUAGAUGGAUUUGCUAAAUUACAAGCGGUGAUCAACCCCAAGACGUUGCUUGGUCGCUUUAUUGGUGGCCGUAAUCUUCUUACUUUAGACGGCAAUGAAUGGAUUGAACAACACAAGAUCAUGAAAGCUGCAUUCGACUUGGCCAGUCCCCUUGGAUCAUUUGAUGCCGUUGGUCAAAAACUGAUAACAAGAAUAGAUGACAUGGACAACGGCAGUGUAAAUUGGCAGCGAUUGGCAAACCAUUGGGCGUUGGAUCUUUUAGGAAAAACAAUCUUUGACUUUGAUUUUGGAGCAAUCGAUGGCACUGAAAGCCAAUGGUCAACGCGAUAUCGCAGCAUCUUCCAAGCAUGUUUUCAUCCUCUGUACCUAACGCUGCCUAUGUUGGAUACGUGGUUCCUUCCAUCCAAACGGCGUCACAUGCAUCAAGAAUUGACAACCUUGCUUGGUAUCAUGGAUGAUAGAAUUAAGCAAGCUUCAAAUCCCCCUAAUGGAAAUGAGUCCUUGACCGAAAAGAAUCUUCUGACGCUUAUAUUGGAGGCACAAGAAGAGCACUCUGGAAAUAUGAAUGACGAGGGCAUUAGGAGCAAUUUAUGCGCGUUCUUCAUGGUGGGACACAGAGCUCUCGCGUAUACGCUUGCAUUGGCUGUUUAUCACAUUGCUGUCAACCAAGAUGUUCAACAAAAAGCAAGAGAGGAAGUAAUUGCCAUAAUGGGACCUGGUGGUUACAACAGGGAUGAUAUGCCGACCUUGGCUCAAUUUUCGGAGAUGCCAUACAUGGAGUAUGUGAUCAAAGAGACAAUGCGUAUGCAUCCUCCAACGCCCGUAUUGCAUGGUCGCAUGGCAACAGAGGAUGUCAGCUUGGGGAACUUGCUGAUCCCCAAAGGAGCCCAAGUUUCACUGGAUAUUUACGAGCUACAUCAUAACCCUAUCGUUUGGAAGAACCCUGAGACCUUUGACCCAUUGCGUUUUGCACCCCGUGGGGAAGUAGAUCAGUUGCACUCUCAGGGCAAGUUGCCAUGGAUACCAUUCAAUCACCACCCGCGUCAAUGUAUCGGCAAAGAUUUCAGCCUUAGGGCACUAACAAUGACACUUGCAAUGUUAGUGCAAUGCUUCGACAUUUCACUCCCUAAUGAUUCUCCACACAAGGAUAGGAUUGACACAAUUGGGUAUACAGGAAUCAGCCCCACAGAGCUGAUGAUCAAUUUCACAAAGCGACAUGAGGCCCAUUGUUGA
This is a messenger RNA of Lichtheimia ornata, 1383 nucleotides long. RefSeq lists its product as uncharacterized. Bases 1 to 1383 code for a protein of 460 amino acids. The record is from RefSeq and is a predicted model, not a curated record. The transcript is spliced from 9 exons. Gene Ontology annotation, molecular function: heme binding; iron ion binding; monooxygenase activity. NCBI's taxonomy places the organism in Eukaryota, Fungi, Mucoromycota, Mucoromycetes, Mucorales, Lichtheimiaceae.